AUGGCGCACGCGGGGAGAACAGGGUAUGACAACCGGGAGAUAGUGAUGAAGUACAUCCACUACAAGCUGGCGCAGCGAGGCUACGAGUGGGAGGCCGGCGACGCGAGCGCCGCGCUCCCCGGGGCCGCCCCCGCGCCAGGCGUCCUCUCCUCCCCGCCGGCUGCGCCCGGGGACCCUGCCUCCAGGACCUCGCCGCCUCCGGCCGCCCCCGCCGCGCAGCCGGCGCUCAGCCCAGUGCCACCUGUGGUCCACCUGACCCUUCGCCAGGCCGGCGACGACUUCUCCCGGCGUUACCGCCGCGACUUCGCCGAGAUGUCCAGCCAGCUGCACCUGACCCCCUUCACGGCGAGGGGACGCUUUGCCACUGUGGUGGAGGAGCUCUUCAGGGACGGGGUCAACUGGGGAAGGAUUGUGGCCUUCUUUGAGUUCGGUGGGGUCAUGUGUGUAGAGAGCGUCAACCGGGAGAUGUCGCCCCUGGUGGACAACAUCGCCCUCUGGAUGACUGAGUACCUGAACCGGCACCUGCACACCUGGAUCCAGGAUAACGGCGGCUGGGAUGCCUUUGUGGAACUGUAUGGCCCCAGCAUGCGGCCGCUGUUUGAUUUUUCUUGGCUGUCUCUGAAGACGCUGCUCAGUCUGGCCCUGGUGGGAGCUUGCAUCACCCUGGGUGCCUACCUGGGGCACAAAUGA
Messenger RNA from Orycteropus afer afer, 690 nucleotides. RefSeq names its product BCL2 apoptosis regulator (gene BCL2). Gene Ontology annotation, cellular component: mitochondrial outer membrane. The record is from RefSeq and is a predicted model, not a curated record. The coding region runs from base 1 to 690 and encodes 229 amino acids. Gene Ontology annotation, biological process: intrinsic apoptotic signaling pathway in response to DNA damage; extrinsic apoptotic signaling pathway in absence of ligand; negative regulation of intrinsic apoptotic signaling pathway. Gene Ontology annotation, molecular function: protein homodimerization activity; protein heterodimerization activity. Lineage: Eukaryota; Metazoa; Chordata; Mammalia; Tubulidentata; Orycteropodidae. The transcript is spliced from 2 exons.